This is a messenger RNA of Bufo bufo (common toad), 3362 nucleotides long. It is a transcript of the gene TXNRD1, whose product is annotated as thioredoxin reductase 1. Gene Ontology annotation, molecular function: thioredoxin-disulfide reductase (NADPH) activity; flavin adenine dinucleotide binding; glutathione-disulfide reductase (NADPH) activity. The record is from RefSeq and is a predicted model, not a curated record. Lineage: Eukaryota; Metazoa; Chordata; Amphibia; Anura; Bufonidae. Gene Ontology annotation, biological process: cellular response to oxidative stress; cell redox homeostasis; glutathione metabolic process. Bases 40 to 1635 code for a protein of 531 amino acids. Gene Ontology annotation, cellular component: mitochondrion; cytosol. The transcript is spliced from 14 exons.
AACGGGCAGAGCCUGGAGAAGGAGCUCUAUAAAUUUACCAUGGGGACAGAAUUACCCAAUGUCUUUGUGAAGGAAAAGCUCAUAGGAGAUUACACAAACGUUAUACAGUUAUCUAAGGAUGGGUUGUUCCAGAAAUUGUUAGAAGGCAAAGAUGAUAAACCGAAGGAAGUUGGCUACGAUUAUGACUUGAUUGUUAUAGGGGGAGGAUCGGGAGGUCUAGCAGCUUCUAAGGAGGCUGUACAGUAUGGGAAGAAAGUGCUUGUACUGGAUUAUGUCACCCCCUCACCUUUAGGGACCACAUGGGGGCUCGGAGGAACCUGUGUAAAUGUGGGCUGCAUACCCAAAAAAUUGAUGCACCAGGCAGCACUACUGAGGCAAGCUUUGAAAGAUUCCAGCAGAUAUGGAUGGCAGAUUGAAGAUAAUGUGCAACACAACUGGGACAUUAUGACAGAAUCAAUCCAGAAUUACAUUGGCUCUCUGAACUGGAACUACAGGGUGGCCCUGAUGGAAAAUAAAGUGAAAUAUGAUAAUGGCUAUGGAGAAUUUGUGGAGCCACACAAGAUAAAAUCAACUAAUUCGAAAGGAAAAGUGAAGUAUUUUACAGCAGAAAAAUUCCUCAUAGCUACUGGAGAAAGGCCACGUUACCUUGGUAUACCUGGUGAUAAGGAAUACUGCAUUACAAGUGACGACCUCUUCUCCCUGCCUUAUUGCCCUGGAAAGACUCUGGUGGUUGGUGCAUCCUACGUGGCACUAGAGUGUGCCGGCUUCCUGGCAGGACUGGGGCUAGAUGUUACUGUUAUGGUGCGCUCUAUUCUCUUGAGAGGUUUUGACCAACAAAUAGCUGAUAAGAUUGGUGAACACAUGGAGGAGCAUGGAGUGAAGUUUAUCAGACACUUUGUGCCAACAAAGAUAGAGCAGAUAGAAGAAGGAACACCGGGGAAAUUGAAAGUUACAUCUCAGUCGACUGACGGUACAGAGAUUACAGAGGAAUAUAACACCGUUUUACUAGCUAUUGGAAGAGAUGCAUGCACAAGAACGAUUGGCCUGGAUAUACCUGGAGUAAAGAUCAAUGAAAAAACAGGAAAAAUUCCAGUUAAUGAAGAAGAACAGACAAAUGUGCCUUACAUUUAUGCGAUUGGAGAUGUGCUGGAAGAUAAAUUAGAACUUACCCCAGUAGCUAUCCAGGCGGGUCGCUUAUUGGCCAGAAGACUAUAUGGAAACUCAACUCUAAAGUGUGACUAUAUAAAUGUUCCAACAACCGUAUUUACUCCUCUGGAAUAUGGUGCCUGCGGUUUGUCUGAGGAAAAUGCCAUAUUGAAGUAUGGGGAGGAAAAUAUAGAGGUUUACCACAGUUAUUUCUGGCCUUUGGAAUGGACCGUCCCCUCAAGAGACAACAACAAGUGUUAUGCAAAAGUCAUCUGCAACAUAAAAGACAAUGAAAGAGUGGUGGGUUUCCAUGUCCUUGCCCCUAAUGCUGGAGAAAUCACGCAAGGGUUUGCGGUUGCCAUAAAAUGUGGUCUCACCAAAGAACAAUUGGACUGUACAAUAGGAAUACAUCCCGUAUGUGCAGAGAUUUUCACCACCCUAAGUGUGACGAAGCGGUCUGGAGGAAACAUUCUGCAGUCUGGAUGCUGAGGUUAAACCCCGCUGUUUGUUGCUGUUGGCCAUUAUCUCACAAAGCAAGCGAGCUAAACUGCUAAUGCCAGAAGACAAUGCCAAGGGAAGAGAAUAAGGAGCAUCUACAUGACCGAAGAACAAGAAGCUCAUUAGCUUUGAGAAUGGCAGCGAACAAUACAGCUAGAUUACUGGAAGUAAACUACUGCAGUGCACCCUCUCAGUGCUUUUGUGAUGUCACAACCCAAAGCCAUAAUUGGUGGGUUUUGACUGAAGAACUGCAAGCUUGGUUUAUGGACGCUGGGGAAUAAGUCCCUAAAGUUUAAGUGGAAUGAAUAUAGACAACUCUUUUAAGGGCAAAAUGAGUUUAAAGGGUUUCAGAGUUGGCUAGGGAAUCUUGGGGUCCACCAGAGAAAAUUAUUCUUGAGGCGGAACCAAUAAAGUUUAACAGGUUUUAAAUCAAAUAAAUAGACUGUAGCGGCAAGUGGAUGACUCCAAAGGCUGCCAAAUGGGUUUGUACUCUGGGAUCAUUGGUGCCUAUUAUGAUAUCAGUGCCGAGGUCCACUGGAGGAUGCUGUGGUAGACUGGUGGGCCAGUCUGACCCUGAAGGGGUUGUCUGCUUUGGACAACUGGACAAUCCCUUAUUGUUUGAGCUGUGAUCCUCUGGGAAAUAAAAAGCAGCAAGUGAACAAUUCCUCUACAGGGCCAGGGCAAAAUAAUGCAUUACAUGGUGCCCUUUGAAAUCAUAGGGCUGGCUGUUUAAUGCACGGAUAUGCCAGGUCCAAGAUGUUCUUUGUAGAUGCCUUCCACUCAGUCUACCUGAUAUUAGUCCCAUACAAGAAACCCCAUUCCAUUAACUCAUAAUGCCCACGUAGAGUACUGUAUUUGAAAAUGGGUUUUCUAAAUCAGGGAAUAUAACCCUUUAACUUAUAGUCUAUGUGAUAUGAACACUAGGUUGAUGCUACACUGUGAUACAUUUUUUGGCUUCUAUGUUUCCACUUUAAGUUAUUAUUUUUCUAUUGGUAAUAUUAGAAGUUGUAUGAGAUAAAUUGCUAUCUGCUAAUUCAAUUUUUCCCAAAGUUGCAGCAGGCUGUGUGGGCAGAUGACAGUUCUUUUGUAUCAUAAAGUCACGGAUGUAGCUGUCUCUAAUGCAAAGUAUUAAAAAAUGACUAAAUUAGAUGAUUUUGUACAAUGCAAUGUAUCAAUGACAUAUGCUUACAGUAUAUACCUCUGUGCAGUAAAUUACAUCUUUUGCUGAACUACACAGGAGACAUUUAUGUAAGCUAAUGCAAAAGUUGCUGCACUCAAUGCAUUGUACUAGAGAUUUGUAUAUAUGUUGUAAAUUGUAUUAUCCAACUACAGAUAUGUCAACUGCACGUGUGGUGCACUAAGUUAUUUUUGUGUAGUUCUUGUAUUUGUUACUAUUUUGUAUAUUGAUAUACAUUCAUGCUGUGAAAAGGCCAUAGGAAAUUUUAUUGCUUCAAAAAUAUUAUUUAUUGAGGGGUUUAUUAAAAUUUAUGAACCCAGUGACCAAAAAAAUGAAGAGAUGAAAGGACUGUUGCUUCUGAUCGUAAUGUAAAUGCAGCACAGCUAGACAGUGGGCACAUGUCCAAUAGCCAAGAGCUGAUAUUAAGAGUGCUAGAAGUUACAGAACAUUUGCACAUAUCUCACUAUUAUUGUAACCACCCCUAUUCACUCAAUUAUGUUGUGUGUUUUAUGUCUUUAUUAACACAUGAAUAUUUCUAAAU